Messenger RNA from Eucalyptus grandis, 162 nucleotides. RefSeq lists its product as uncharacterized. NCBI's taxonomy places the organism in Eukaryota, Viridiplantae, Streptophyta, Magnoliopsida, Myrtales, Myrtaceae. The record is from RefSeq and is a predicted model, not a curated record.
UUUUUUUUAUUAUAUGAAACAAAAAUAACAUUCAAACUAGUAAGUUUUGAACUAAUGAUUGUAGGGCUUUAACCCAAAGGGAGCCCUUCCAGAAAUUCUCAAUGGCCAAGGUUGAACCUAGGCCAAAGAGGGGGUUUGGAAAUAGUUUUCAACCAGCAAUAG